GGCGAUCUAAUUGGCAUUCCAAAAAUCAAGACGCGGCACGAAUUCCUACAGCUUUGAUCGUUUCUUCUCAAUUCAAUUACAUCGAUCGCGAGAUGGCCAAGCAGAAGGUGGUGCUGAAGGUGUCCAUGGGAGACGCCAAGAAGCGCUCCAGAGCUCUCAAGAUCGCCGUCGGGUUGUCCGGCGUGGUGUCCGCGGCGCUGGACAACGACCGCCUCACCGUGGUCGGCGACGGGGUCGACUCCGUGGAACUGGCCACCGUCCUCAGGAGGAAGAUGGGCGGCGCCGAGCUCGUCAGCGUCGGCUCAGCCGAAGAAAAUAAGAAAGAGGAGAAGAAAUCGCCGGCGGUGGAAGCGUCCGAUAAGAGCGCUUGGCAGCCGGCGCCGGUGAUCUCCUGGACUACGUAUCCUGCAGCCCCGCCGCCGUAUAACAAUUACCGGUACCCUUACGAAAUCGGAGAGGCAGAUCGGGAAGACAAUUGUAGAAUCAUGUAGACAUUUGAUGUAGGAGCUAGAUCGGAGCUUCAAGAGAUCUACAAUUGGUUAUUGAAUGUAACCCGUAAAGGCUCAGUCUUGGGCUAAAAAAUUUUAUUCGGUUACUUCUCUAAAAUUUCUCUGUAAAAAUCAAACCUUUAGCAUAAUCGUUAUUUUGUUCGGCAUUAGAUCUCAAGCAAUAGCAUGAUAGAUAAUUAAUCCGUUAAGAAUUGAUUUUAUUCAA
This is a messenger RNA of Zingiber officinale, 714 nucleotides long. RefSeq names its product heavy metal-associated isoprenylated plant protein 41-like. NCBI's taxonomy places the organism in Eukaryota, Viridiplantae, Streptophyta, Magnoliopsida, Zingiberales, Zingiberaceae. The transcript has a single exon. The coding region runs from base 93 to 491 and encodes 132 amino acids. The record is from RefSeq and is a predicted model, not a curated record.